Vitrella brassicaformis is the source of this 407-nucleotide messenger RNA. The record is from the annotation of a GenBank genome assembly. NCBI's taxonomy places the organism in Eukaryota, Vitrellaceae.
UUACAGCACCUCUGGAUGGGACGAGUCCGUCUCCAACCACACCUGCAGACAGUGAAGGAGAGGACGAUAGUGACGACAGACAGUUGCUGCGCUACAGAGGGCCUUGUCACCUGCCGUAUGCCGCCCUGGCUGUGUGGCUUGAGGUAGGCGGCCGUUCUGCUCGCCAGCGAUCGGACGAAGAGCAUGCCAUCGGUGCCGCCGUCAAGGGCGCCGCUGUCCUCGUAAUCCCUGACGCAUGACAGCAACGCACAGCUGUCCACAAAGUCUCUUUAAUGGCCCUCUGCUGUGGGCCUCGCACACACAGACGCAGAGAAGGCAAGUGCACUGUCGACUCGUCAACAGUGCAUCUCUUCUUACCUGACAAUCAGGUCAUAGCGCUCGUCGUCUGGCGGCUCGAAUGUCAGCAU